CGCAGUAACAUAUAGUAGAGAGGAUCACGGUGUUACGGGUAGCUAGAUAUGAGGCUGUUGUCGUUCUUAGGCAUGUAGUCUACGUGUUUGUUACAGAUGCCGACGUCCAGCCAAGCCCUCAUCCUCAUCAAGACGGACAGUGGGCGGCUGUCGAGCUUCUACAAGACCCGAAUCACGCCAGAUGUGACCCUACCGCUGUCCCGGGUCAACCUGACUGGAGACCCUGCUGCCCGUGUCCCGUAUACCAGCAGACCAAAGGGGAUGGUUCACAGUCACAGCGAGCCAUUCACGCCAAGCAAACCCCUUGAGGGUGUAACAGUUAACGGUUUCCGUGGGGUGCUGUCCUUCGACCCCAUCCUGAAAGCAUUCAGGUGGCAGUUGCUUCCCGACCCCACGGAUCGUAAGGUGGGUGUUCCUGCACCGUGCAGUAACCAAACGUCUCCGGAUCUGGACGAGAGUCAUGUGAGGGAAGAGGUAGUGCUUACCAACCUGGACGACCCCCCGUCACCGAUUCCCCCAUCCCCCGGAGGCUCCAUCGACAACUCCUACCGUCGGCUACUCAAUCUCGGCUUCCCGACAUCGUCAUUUCGGGGACUGAACCCAUCUCCGAGCCUAGAGCCUUGGGAUAGCGGGAUGUCGGGGCUCGACCUCAGGAGAGCCGCCUCUCACAGACCGAUCACAGGCCGGGGACGCUCCCCAGAGCAUCUUGCCGACAGACACAUGUCAGCUCCAAGCAUGGACGUUCAGUCUCGAUUGUCACGGGAUGAUCGUGAUCCAAGAUCAGACAAAGACGUCACACCAGAGCUUUCUCCAAGCAAAGAAAAGGCGUUCAUUGACAAUGUCAAGAAGGCACAGAAACGGAAGAAAUCGAAGUUGCCCUUCAUUCGCAUGCGGCGAGAGUUGCCGCCACCCGCACCAAAUGCCUUGUGUUUCUGUCUGAAGAACAAACGUAGCUUCUCCCAUGAAGAAAUCAAGACGAUUUUAGAGAAUCAGCUAGGUACCUCCAUAACAACCCUGAUGUUUGAUCCCCUCUACGUCCACCUAGGAGUGGAAAAUACCGAUGGUGCCUGUCUAUGGGUCUUCUCACUAGCAGAUGACUCGCUCAGAAUCCACUUACUGCAUCAAGGUAUAAUAUUCGAAGAAAACCGUUUGCGCGUGCGUCGCUAUGACGACGUGUUGUUCGAUGAACAUGAAGCUUACCGCCUGUACCGCAGCGUGGAAGAGGAACAUCAACGUCUGCAGCUGGUGCCAUCACAACGGCGGCACUCACAAAAAUCGCUGGGGAGUGAGCUCAAGAUCCAAAAACAUGUUGCCUUCACAGGCUCUUUUUGAAUUACCGUUAUGUAUUAUCCUUUAAUGGGUCAUUAAUCACUUCAUAUUUCAGGUUCUGUUGAAAAUGUAUGAAUGUUGAGUUUGCAUAAAGAUUUGUAAAUGUACCUGUUCAACCAAAGUUCUAUUGCACUGCAUCAUUAUAGUCCCUAAUCAACACAA
Haliotis rubra (blacklip abalone) is the source of this 1491-nucleotide messenger RNA. RefSeq lists its product as uncharacterized. Lineage: Eukaryota; Metazoa; Mollusca; Gastropoda; Lepetellida; Haliotidae. The coding region runs from base 97 to 1332 and encodes 411 amino acids. The record is from RefSeq and is a predicted model, not a curated record. The transcript has 2 exons.